GAGCACGGUGCGGGCAGAGUGAGCUGCGUGUCGUACUGGGGGGUCGGAGGGAGCUGUGUUCGGGCGAUGCAUAUCGCCACGUCCCUGGAGUCCAGGAAAUAGGAGAGCCUGCAGAAAGCAAAGGCGCUUCUCUCGCCUCGGAGCCGCGCUCGUCCGCCCAAGGAGCUGGCAUUCAGGGCAAAAGGCUGCAGCGGUUGCAACACGCCGAGCCUUUCCGGUGGCAAGCAGAGCAGCGGUGGGAAGAGGAGGUAGGGGACGAGGCGCGGGGCGCUCGCUGCCCCUGGACUCGGCCAUGUCGUCCGCGGCGGUGGCGGUGGCCGCUGCCUCCCGCAGGCAGUCCUGCUACUUGUGCGAUCUACCUCGCAUGCCCUGGGCCAUGAUCUGGGAUUUCACCGAGCCGGUCUGCAGGGGCUGCGUCAACUACGAAGGGGCCGACCGGGUGGAGUUCGUCAUCGACACGGCUCGGCAGCUCAAGCGGGCGCACAGUUUCCAGGAAGGCCGGGCUCCUCCACCUCCGCACACGAAGCAACAGCCUCCGCCGCUCAGCACCAAAGAAAUGCACUCUGCAGCGGUGGCCACGGCUGAGGCGGCGUCUCGCGCCCCGCCGCAGCCCCAUGAGCGCUACUCCCUGGCUGCGGCACUGGCGUCCUCCGAGCGGCCGCCUCCCCGCCUAGGACCCGAGUACGGCGGCGGGAGCAGGCAGGUCAAUGGCAUCCUUGUCCCCAACGGUUUCUCCAAGCCGGAGGAGCCGCCUGAACUGAACCGUCAGAGUCCCAACCCGCGCCGGACGCACGCGGUGGCCCCCACUUUGGUGCCGCUCAUGAACGGAGCCUCCCUGCCUGCCUCCAUCAGCAUCAACAGCCGGGCGGCGGCGGCUGCAGCAGCCUCCUUGGCGGCUAUCUCCGGAGCGCCGCCGACCCCGCUGCAGGUCUCGGUCUCCCAAGCGCAGCAGAGCCAGCAGCAACCCGGGGAAGGGGGCGGGCACAAGCGGCCCGGCUCGGUGUCUUCCUCGUCGUCGGGGAGCGGUGGCGGCGGCGCCAGCGACCAGGAGGGCAAGGACAAGGGGCAGCCGCAGGCGGCGCGGGGCUCGGCGGACCCGCUGGACCAACUCGGCGUGGAGAGCAAAAACCGGGGGGUAGCGGCGGGCUCGGAGCAAGAGUGGCUGGGCAAGCCCAAGACUGUGCGUGACACCCUGCUGGCCUUGCAGCACAGUGGCCACGCGGCGCCCUUCGAAAGCAAGUUCAAAAAGGAGCCCGGCAUGGCGGGAGGGAGGCUACUGGCCUACGACAGCAACGGGGCCGCGGCCAAAUCAGGGGCACGGGCUGCAAGGAAGAGAAAGGCUUCUCCAGAGCCAGAAGGCGAAGCUGGACCUCCGAAAAUCAAUGGCGAGGCACAGUCAUGGUUACCCACCUCAUCAGAAGGGAUGAAAAUACCCAUGGCAGCUGCAUCUUUCAUGUCCCCACCGCCCCCAACUGCUUCGCCUCAUUCUAAUCGGACCACACCACCGGAGGCAGUCCAGAAUGGUCAGUCCCCUAUGGCUGCGCUAAUUUUGGCUGCAGACAAUGCUGGGGGCAACCAUGCUUCCAAAGAUGCCAACCAGGUUCACUCCACCACCAGGAGGAAUAGCAGCAGCCCCCCUUCUCCAUCCCCUAUGAACCAAAGAAGGCUGGCCAGGGAAGUGUCAAGCCAAGGGGCAAAUCCUGGAGGGAUGGAACCGGUGCACCCUGUCAGCCUCCCAGACUCUUCUCUGGCAGCAAGUGUCCCCCUCUGCUGCACUCUGUGUCAUGAGCGUUUGGAAGACACCCACUUCGUGCAGUGCCCCUCCGUUCCAUCUCAUAAGUUUUGCUUCCCUUGCUCCAGACAGAGCAUCAAGCAGCAAGGAGCUAAUGGGGAGGUGUAUUGUCCCAGUGGGGAGAAGUGCCCCCUAGUGGGUUCCAAUGUCCCUUGGGCCUUCAUGCAGGGGGAGAUUGCAACCAUUCUUGCAGGAGAUGUCAAAGUGAAAAAAGAGAGGGACUCGUGACUUUCCCCGUUUUUCAAUGCAACAUCGACUUAAACAUAAAACUGCUUGAACUGUAUAUACCUAUAAAUACUAUAAAUAUCUAUAUAUAUAUUAUAUUAUAUAUAUAUAUAUAUAUCUAUAUAUAUAUAUAUCCAAGACAAGGGAAAUGUAGACUUCAUAAAACAUGGCUGUAUAAUUUUGAUUUCUUUUUUUGAAUACAUUGUGUUUCUAUAUUUUUUGAAGACAAAAGGUAUGUACUUAUAAAAGCUCUUUUUUGUUGUUAUAGCAACUAUUUGUUGUGCUUCCUUGGUGACAGUUACUGUUCAGUGUAGGCUGUGACUUGCGCUGCUUUUUUUAGAGAGCACUUGGCAAACCAGAAAUGCUUCUAGCUGUAAUUGUAUGCACUUGGUUUUUUCCCUUUUUUUAAAAAUGCCAAAUACAUCUUUUGACAUUGUAAAGAUUGCCUUAUUGUCUGUGGUUCCUUUUUUUUUUUUUUUCCCUUAUUCAUGCUGGAGGCAUUUUAGGUUUUAGAGAUAAUAUGGCAUUAAAGAGUUCAUAGGAUUCAAGCGAGGUUGCUAUUCAGUUCAGUCCAGUCCAAAGACAAGCGAAGCAUUAGGGGUUUGUGUGGAAACAUUAUUCCUUCGUUGCUGCUGCAAAAAAUGGCCAGAUUCUUAGAGCAUUUUUGCUUGUAGAAGGAAGUUGUUUGCAGACUAUUCAGCUAAAAGUGAGGUACUAUUGUGUUAGACAUUGGGGAGUUUGUUUUUUGUUAAAAGCAAAAUGACCACAGUUCUAAUGGUUGGUAUAAGAUUGCAAAACUUUUUGCCAUGAAUUGUGUAAGGUUCCUGCGAAAUUUUUGUGAUAAGCUUAAUUAUUGACUAGCUGUGCAUUGGUGCAGAAAGAAUAGCACUGCCGUCUUUUUAACAAAUUCACAACUUUUCAGCACCACUGAACAUUGCUAUGCCCUUCAUACUUGUAUGAGGUAGGUUUUAGGAUUUUUUCAAUAGUGCAAAAGGACUUCCUUCUUAACACUUAAAUGGUUAGUCCUGUUGCUAUUGUUAUUGUUGCUGAUGUCACCUAAUAGAGUAGAGCAAAAGCAGAGUGGUAAUGACAGCAACAGAGGAGGUUUUGCCUGGCUUGUCUGCAUUGUCAGCAGAGAGAUUAAUAGGGAUUUCUGUCUGAAAUUUCCUAAUCCACGUGUUGGAGGCAAAACAACCAAAUCGCAUUUAAAGGAAACAACCUAGGAUUUAAAUCUCCUUGAGUUUUUAUGUAGGCAUCCCAUGCCUUCUGGACUACCUUCAAUCAUUCUUUAGCCUAACUAGCAUUUUGAUCAUGCUUCUUUUUGUGUCAGAAGGCAGACAUUUUAAAUGAAUAAACAUCAGUUGCUAGAAAUAGUCAAGACUGGCUGUAGUGUUGCUGUGCUGUUCACAAUUGUGUUAGCAACAUUGCUGUACAACCACUUGCAUUAAUUAUUGGUGACCACCUAGCAUAUGGUCAUAAAUGAUUAUUUCAAACAGCAAUAUGCCCCUCAUGUUCUUAGCACGUAACAAUAUACUCUCUUUAGCUACAUUUAAUCAUAUUUUAUACUGUUGGGUCAGGCUGUUCUUAGGUGUUCAUUUUCAGUCUUCUAUUUAAUGCAGAAUAGAUUUUGAUAGGGUUCUUUCUUAGUGGUCAAUGCAUUUGAAAACCUAACCUGCCCACAUGCAGUUCUUUCUUCUUGAAACAUUUUAAUAAGCACACCCACUAGCAUUGUGUUCCGUAUUACAGGUCAGUGUAAUAUUAAAUAACAAGAUUUGCAUGAUAAACCAAUUCAAUAUUUCUUGAAAUUAUAGAAAUACAUAUAGAUCAGACUGGUGUCUUAUGUAAACACAUGUUUAGAAAGUUUGAGAUGGGAAAACGCACAUAUAUACAACUGUAAAGGAUUCUUUGGAACCACUAUAAUAUGUGGAAAUAAGAAUUUAGGCACUUUAUUAAAAAUUGGAUUUUGAAUUGAUAGAGGAUAAGUUCUUAAGAAUCUUUUUGACAUAAUACCUCAUGUAUUCAACCAAUUUGUAUAAGCAAUUUGCAUUCUACGUUAAAAGAAAUACCCCUACUAAAAUUUUCCUGGAAAGUUCACUGGGAUGUCUUGGCAUGUAGUUCAGAUUUGAGCUUCUUAAUCUGAGAUGGGAUGACAGUAACUUCUUUCUUGAUAAUGGCAUUCAAGCAUGACGGAGUAUUGAGAGGCAUUUGAUUCAAAUCCUUAGUUACAGUCUCCAUAUUGUAGCUCAGUGAUAUCACUGUAUGUUCUUUAAAGUAGUUCAAUGAAUGGGAAGUUUAAACCUUGCCGUAACACAUGAUCACAGCUGGAACAGAUUUCAACACUAUCUGUUCAGCCAAUUUUUUCCACACCUCUGUUAAGGUGACCAGUUCUAAUACACUUUAUAAAUUUAUACUACAGAAAUGACAUAAACUACGAUACUAAUUUUUAAUGCAUUUCUGUGAUUUCAAUUGGGUUAACGUAAUUUUGUUUGUUUUUUUUAAAUCAGUUUAUGACAUCAGUAGAUAACUAUAUAUCUACGCAUAUACCAUAUGCUUCCCUGGCUACAAAGUUUUUUCAAGUGCUUUAGCUGCAACAAUACUACAGUUACUAUUCAAUAAAACAAAACUUGAUUCCAUUGCAGCUAAUGUGAACUUAAUUGCUUAUUUCAAUGGAGUCAGAUGUUGCACCCUUACAUUUUUUCCAGUUUUUAAUGGUGAUAAUUUGUAUAGCAAUAAAGCAAAAUGUUGUUUAAUGAAGAGUGUGAUUGUCACAAUCUCACCUUCAUUAUAUUAAGUUACCGUUAUUAAAAUACCACCUGCACUAUGCUUUCAUUGUUUAUAGUUGCUGAACUAACACAUUACUAUUUUUUCCUAUUUUUUUUUUAUCUUUUGCAUUAAAUAAAGUGAAAUCAGGCAUUUAAA
Messenger RNA from Candoia aspera, 4936 nucleotides. RefSeq names its product interferon regulatory factor 2 binding protein 2 (gene IRF2BP2). The record is from RefSeq and is a predicted model, not a curated record. Gene Ontology annotation, biological process: regulation of transcription by RNA polymerase II. The transcript is spliced from 2 exons. NCBI's taxonomy places the organism in Eukaryota, Metazoa, Chordata, Lepidosauria, Squamata, Candoiidae. The coding region runs from base 293 to 2020 and encodes 575 amino acids. Gene Ontology annotation, cellular component: nucleus. Gene Ontology annotation, molecular function: transcription corepressor activity.